This is a messenger RNA of Puma concolor (puma), 612 nucleotides long. Lineage: Eukaryota; Metazoa; Chordata; Mammalia; Carnivora; Felidae. The record is from RefSeq and is a predicted model, not a curated record.
AUGACCCUCGCCGCCUACAAAGAGAAGAUGAAGGAGCUCCCACUGGUGUCCUUGUUCUGCUCCUGUUUUCUGGCCGAUCCUCUGAAUAAAUCAUCCUAUAAAUACGAAGGCUGGUGUGGGAGACAGUGUAGGAGGAAAGAUCAAAGCCAGCGGAAAGACAGUGCUGACUGGAGAGAAAGAAGAGAGCAGGCAGACACAGUGGAUCUGAACUGGUGUGUAAUUUCCGACAUGGAAGUCAUUGAGCUGAACAAAUGUACCUCGGGCCAGUCCUUUGAAGUCAUCCUGAAGCCACCUUCCUUCGAUGGGGUCCCCGAGUUCAAUGCUUCCCUACCCAGGCGGCGAGACCCAUCACUGGAAGAGAUCCAGAAGAAACUAGAAGCAGCUGAGGAGCGAAGAAAGUACCAGGAAGCUGAGCUCCUGAAACACCUAGCAGAGAAACGAGAACACGAGCGGGAGGUGAUCCAAAAAGCCAUUGAGGAAAACAACAAUUUCAUCAAGAUGGCUAAGGAAAAACUGGCCCAGAAGAUGGAAUCCAAUAAGGAAAACCGGGAGGCCCAUCUUGCUGCCAUGUUGGAACGGCUGCAAGAGAAGGAGCCGCCUGCUGCGCGGUGA